AUGAUGUACAAAACAGUUACCCAUGUCUUAUUUGAUUUGGAUGGAUUAUUAAUAGAUUCUGAAAAGUUGUACACAGAGGCAUUCACCAAUGUAUGUGCUAUGUAUGGCGAAGUAUUUACUUGGGAACUAAAAAAAAGUAUCCUUGGAUUCCAAGGACAUGAAUGCGCAGAAAAGAUUAUAAAAGCUCUAAAUAUUCAAACUAGUGUAGAGAAAUUUAUGGAGGAAUGUAGAAAAGAGUAUGAAGUGGUUUUCCGUCAUGUUCAACUUAUGCCAGGUGCUCAGAAGUUAGUGGAACAUUUACAUAAUAAAGGUGUACCUCUUGCAUUGGCAACAAGUUCUGGGCAAGAUAGUGUUGACAUGAAAAUGCAAAAUCAUAAAGAUUUCCUGAAAAACUUCCACCAUCUUACUAUGGGCACCUCAGAUCCUGAAGUUACCAAAGGAAAACCUGAUCCUGCAAUUUUUUUGGUUUGUGCGUCUAAAUUUCCAGAUAAACCAAGCCCUGAAGAUUGUUUGGUGUUUGAAGAUGCAGUCAAUGGAGUAAAAGCAGCAUGCGCAGCCAACAUGCAAGUUGUUGUUGUGCCAGAUCCUCGCAUAGAACCGGAGCAACUGCAAAAUGCUACUCUACAGCUAAAGUCUUUGGAAGACUUUCAACCUGAACUUUUUGGGCUACCACCAUAUGAUUGA
Molecule: messenger RNA, 684 nt
Organism: Parnassius mnemosyne (clouded apollo)
Lineage: Eukaryota; Metazoa; Arthropoda; Insecta; Lepidoptera; Papilionidae
Source: the annotation of a GenBank genome assembly